Messenger RNA from Aegilops tauschii subsp. strangulata, 1863 nucleotides. RefSeq lists its product as uncharacterized. Gene Ontology annotation, molecular function: nucleic acid binding; RNA-DNA hybrid ribonuclease activity. Lineage: Eukaryota; Viridiplantae; Streptophyta; Magnoliopsida; Poales; Poaceae. The record is from RefSeq and is a predicted model, not a curated record.
CGCAGCUCCUUCAGUCACUUCUCGUGCAUGAACUGCAUAAUAUGUAAGUCUGUAGUAUCACUAACUGAAAAACUACUGCAUAUAUAUGUAAAUCUGUAGCAAUCUUUUUACAUAAUCAAACUGAGUUCAGUUUUCUCUGGAACCCAUUCAAUCCCAAUGGAUCUUAAUCUCCUAAGAGUCUACUGAUUGAAGCAAAGGAUUGUGUGUGUACCUGGUACAAGCAAGGAGAUUGAAUCCCCAUCAUCCAAUUAGUGAGGGCACUUCCGUUCCUGAUCUAGGCAGCAAUUGGAGGGCACCUCCCAUUGUUUUCUUGCUGGUCUAGUAACCCUGUGGAGAUGAUCAAAGAAUGGGGGUCUGCUGCUGAUUCCAUUGUUAUACAGACUAGGUCCAGUCUAGUUCAGAAUCAACAAGAAAUUUCAAAGUUUUGCUAUCUAUUCAUACAAAUUGUCAGUUAAGCUUUGUCAAAUAGUUACCUAGUUAUACAAACUACAGUUUAGAAUUGUCAAAAGUUGUUAGUACGAAAAGUGUGUUACUUAACCUCCAUGACAUUGUUCUCCUGUUCAGGAAUCUAAACAAGUGAUGUUGUCUUCUUUACUUUGUUGUUGCUUGUUUCAGGCCAAUGUAUACUCAUCCACCUGAUGGUUUUCUUAGUUUAUCAGGCAGUCCACGAACCCCACCAUUCCAGCCAAUGCACUAUCCAUCUUAUGUCCCGCCUCCUCAACAAGAGCAACAGGAGAGUCUCCAUUUUGUCGGUGUCCCCUCACAUGUUGCAUUCUCAACGCCGCUGCCACCGCAACCACCGCCACCAGUUCAUAGUAAAAGGAAAAAAAAACAUCCGAGUCUGCUUCAGGUAGAGGUUCUUUACAAAAAAAAAACCCAUGUUGUAGAGCUUGAAGAUGAUCCAGAGCCUUCAAGGUGUGCGCAGCGUCUGAAUUGGAUACAACAGGAAGAGAAGAGAUUGGCAAGCACUUGGUUGGAACUUUCAACUGAUCCCAUUGAAGGGAAUGGCAACAAGAGAGAUAAGUAUUGGGAUGACAUAGCUGUUCAAUAUAACAGUCUCACCCCCGCAGAUCGUCAUAGAGAUGUCGUGCAAUUGAAGAGCCAUUUUCAAAAGGUGAAGAGAAAGAUCAACAUUUUCCAUGGUGCAUAUAAUGCUAUGUGUAAGCUAUACACUCGUGGUUAUGGUGAGGAGCAGCUACAGGCCUUCGCCUUGGAGAAAUAUGAAGCCAACCAACAAUCAGCUUUCCAACAUUUGACAAUGUGGAGAGAACUUAAGGACAACGGAAAGUGGCUUGCAGCAAUGAAAACAAUGAAUGGGGAGCAAGAUAAAACAGAUAUAACAUCUGGUGCUAUUGAUGUGGAAGAUGAGGAGCGCCCUCCGGGUCGUGAUACAUCUAAGGAUGAGCGUGAUGGUAAACGCAAACCGUAGGAGUCGGUUACUUUGCUUGGAGAAAAACUUGGCACUUUUAUUGAGACCCAGAAAAGGUCUAGGCUGGAGCGGCAGAAGGUUAUAGAUAGCCAACAUCAACUCUCAAGUCAGCAGCUUGAAACCGCUAAACUUGCCAAGGAGACAAAAUUGACUGAGCUCUACCAGAAGUUAUUGUUUGCUGAUACAAGUGCCAUGGAUGACGAUGCGAAAGUUGAGCGUGCCAAGGCAAUGGCAAGUCUGAGGUCUAUACUAUUUCCAAAAGAAAUGUGAGGUUUAUGCUAUUUCCUUAUUCAUGUUAACUCUGUAGUGUGACAGAACUCAUUGAUCGAAUCUAUUAGAUGAACUAUAUGCAUGUGGUGUAAGCAUGUCUCUACCUUGUGCUGGAUAUAUCAAGUGAGAUAUAAACCUAUGUUAUUUCUAUUUUCUCAAGGAAA